UUGUUUCCGUAGAUCAGGUAUUUUUAACAAACGAACAGACCGUUUUCUACAUAUUGCAUGUGUAUUUUGUAACCAGAUUGUUGAAAAUUUUAGGAAAUUAUUCACUUAUGAAAAUAUUUACAGAUAUUUCAUAUUAUUAUAGCGACCUAAUAAGUAAUUUAAGAUGGGAAAAUCCAAGAAAGUACCGAAAGGAAAGGCUAUCGAGAGUGAGUCGGAAAAUGAAAUUGAUACCCAAGAGCUAAUUGAUAAAGCUAGUAAUAAAAAGUCAAAAACAUCAAAAUCAGCUCUGUCAGAUGACACCAAGAGCGAACAACCCACCAAAACCAACAUUAAAAAAAAGAAAGGGAAGAAAGACCAACAAAUUGAUUCCGAUGACUCUGGUGCCGAAACAACUAUAACAAAAACGAAAAAGUCGUUUGCUGUUCUCCAAAUUGAUGAUGAAGAAUCUGAGCAAGAACAACCAGCAGAUGAAGAUAGUGAUAGUGAGCCAAAACUGGCUAAAAAAGACAAAAAAAAAUCUAGUGAUGAAAAUCGGACUACAAAAGAACUGGGGGGUAAGAAGGGUAAGAAAAAUAGGAAAAGACGUGAUGAAAGUGAUGAAGAUAUUGAAAAAGUGUUGGCUGAGCUUGAAUUAGAAUAUUCGGGAAAUAAAAAAGAAGAGGAGCCACUAUCAAUUAAACAUGAACAGGAAGCUGACGAGAAGGAAAAAAAAUCCAAGAAGAAAAAAGAGAAAGAACCUUCAGUAGAACCUACUGUAGACGAGAAAGAAUCAGAAGUAGUUGGCACUGUGAAAACUGCUGCUCAGAAAAAGAAAGAGAAAAAGGAAAGAGAGAAGCAAAAGAAACUUGCUUCAAAGAAACAAGAAGUGGCAAAACCAGAAACCGAAGAAGAUACAUCAAAUAAAGAAACUUCUGGAGAGAAAGAAGAGGAUACCGUAAAAAUAGAGAAACCUUCAGAAGAUAAGAAUGAAGAGGUGGAAGACCAGGAUGGGGACAAAAAAAGUAAAAAAAAGAAAAAGAAAGGUGCAAAAGAUGAAGAAGAUAAAGAUGCUAAGGAAACAAAGAAAGGUCCUGGCAAGAAGACAAUAGCAGCUAUGCAAGAAGCCCUCAAAAAGCUGAAAGAGGAAGAAGAGCGUCUGAAACGGGAAGAGGAGGAACGCAUUCGUAAAGAGGAGGAAGCUGAGAAAGCUAGAGAAGAAGCAAUGAGACUGGAACAGGAGCGUAAGGAGCGGAAAAAGCAGAAGGAGAAAGAGAGAAAAGAAAGACUAAAGGCUGAAGGAAAACUGUUGACAGCAAAGCAGAAGGCAGACCGAGCUAGGGCUCAAGCUAUGAUUGAUAACUUGAAAGCUCAAGGAAUGGAGUUGCCUGAUGUUGGAGAGAGGAAACCGCGACUUGGUACCAGGGUGAGACCGUCUAAACAGAAGAAGGAGCCAGCACCAGCUACAAAACAGGAAGAACCGGAAGAGGUAAAGCCUGAAGAAGCAAAAGUACCAGUUGAAGUUGUGGAGGAACCAAAAGAAGAGAAGAAAGAAGAACCAGAAGAGGAAGAUGAUGUCAAAGAUGCUUGGGAUGCUUCCUCUGAGGAAGAAGAAGAAGAAUCUGAAGAAUCACCUAAACCUAUUGAAACCCUUGAAAACGCUAAGAAAAAUGACGAAGAAGAAGAUGAAGAUAGUGUUUCAGAGGAGGAGGAAGAGUCUGAUUCUGAAGAAGAAGAUAGUGGAUCAGCUUCAGAAGAUGAAGAUGAUGGUAGAAGUCAGGCUGAGAAAGCUCGAGAUAAGGCUUUGGAAAGAAUAAGGGUAAGAAAAGAGCAGGCAGAAAAGAACAGAACUCCUGAUGUUUUGAGAGCUGCCAUAGUAUGCGUACUGGGACAUGUAGAUACAGGCAAAACUAAAAUAUUAGAUAAACUUCGAAGAACCAAUGUACAAGAUGGUGAAGCUGGAGGAAUUACUCAACAAAUUGGUGCUACAAAUGUGCCAAUUGAUGCUAUCAAAGAGCAAAUCAAGAUUGUUAAAGAGGUGAAUAACAUGGAACUGAAAAUACCAGGGCUACUCAUCAUCGAUACACCAGGUCACGAAUCUUUCUCGAAUUUAAGAAAUCGAGGUUCGUCUUUGUGUGACAUUGCUAUUCUAGUAGUCGAUAUUAUGCAUGGGUUGGAACCGCAAACCAUUGAAUCCAUCAACAUCUUGAAAAGUAAAAAGACUCCAUUUAUUGUGGCUCUCAACAAAAUUGAUCGACUUUAUGAUUGGCAGACGAUGAACAGGAGAGAUGUGAGAGAUAUCUUGAAAGCACAAGCACAGAAUACUCAUUUGGAGUUUGAGCAAAGGUCGAAGGAAAUCAUUGUUCAGUUUGCCGAACAAGGUUUGAAUGCCGCCCUAUUCUAUGAGAAUCCAGACAUCCGAAGCUAUGUUUCUUUAGUACCCACCAGUGCAAUAACGGGUGAAGGCAUGGGCAACCUGCUUGCCCUCAUAGUUGAGUACUGCCAAACCAAACUCACCAAGCGACUCAUGUAUUCCGAUGAACUGCAGGCCACGGUGCUGGAAGUUAAGGCCAUUCCUGGACUCGGAACAACUAUCGAUGUCAUUUUGGUGAACGGUACUCUGAGAGAGGGUGACACGAUGUUGUGUGCUGGGACUGAAGGUCCAAUUGUGACGCAGAUCAGAUCAUUGCUGAUGCCCCAACCAAUGAAGGAGUUGAGAGUUAAAAAUGCUUACAUAGAAUAUAGAGAGAUCAAAGCAGCCCAGGGUGUGAAGAUUGCUGCCAAAGAAUUAGAAAAGGCUAUAGCAGGUCUCAAUCUAUAUAUCGCCAACAAGCCAGAUGAAGUUGAAAUCCUCAAGGAAGAGGUGUCUAGGGAACUUAAAUCAGCCCUGUCAAAUAUAAAACUUGCAGAAAGAGGUGUGUAUGUUCAAGCUUCCACACUCGGAUCAUUGGAGGCUUUGUUGGAGUUUUUGAGAACAAGCAAAAUUCCGUAUUGCGGUAUCAGGAUUGGACCAAUUGUGAAAAGAGACGUCAUGAAAGCAUCGAUAAUGCUGGAACAUGAAAGCCAGUACGCCACUAUCUUGGCCUUCGAUGUUAAGAUAGAGCGCGACGCCCAAGAACUAGCCGACAGCCUCGGCGUCAAAAUCUUCCAAGCAGACAUCAUCUAUCACCUUUUCGACAAAUUCAUGGCGUACCGAGAGGAACUGAAGCAGCGCAAACGAGAAGAAUUCAAACAUAUCGCCGUGUUCCCCUGCAAGCUUAAGAUCCUGCCCCAGUUCGUGUUCAAUUCUCGUGAUCCCAUAGUCGCUGGCGUCAUGGUCGAAGCCGGAAUUGUCAGAGAGGGAACGCCUAUUUGCGUGCCUAGCAAAGAAUUUGUGGACAUUGGCGUGGUCACUAGUAUAGAAAACAAUCACAAACAUGUGGAGUCUGCAAGAAAAGGUAUGGAAGUUUGCAUCAAGAUUGAGCCCGUACCUGGAGAAUCUCCUAAAAUGUUUGGUAGGCAUUUUGAUGAAACGGACUUCCUUGUCAGUAAGAUAUCUCGUCAGUCGAUUGAUGCGUGCAAGGAUUACUUCAGAGACGACCUCACAAAAACUGACUGGCAACUCAUGGUUGAACUGAAGAAGCUCUUCCAGAUUUUAUAGCUUUUCUAUCUAUUUUUCUUCCUUUAUUUUCCACCAUAUCUACUAAUUUUUAUUUUUUAAAGUGCAGUAUUUUUCAUUUUCUUCCUCAAUACUCCUGACAGGUUAUCUAUCUAUAUAUCUAUCUUUAAAUGAUGAAUUAUGUUACAAUAAAUUGGAUUGAUCGUUUACUGAACGUUUUUGAAUGUUGUGUAUUGAAUUGAGCAGGCUGAAAUUUAAAAAAAAUGGAUGUAUAUUUAUAUAAGUGAAUAAAUAAUUAUAAAUUGUUA
Molecule: messenger RNA, 3882 nt
Organism: Leptinotarsa decemlineata (Colorado potato beetle)
Lineage: Eukaryota; Metazoa; Arthropoda; Insecta; Coleoptera; Chrysomelidae
Gene: eIF5B
Product: eukaryotic translation initiation factor 5B
Biological process (GO): translational initiation
Cellular component (GO): cytoplasm; mitochondrion
Molecular function (GO): GTP binding; translation initiation factor activity; GTPase activity
Source: RefSeq, a predicted model, not a curated record